CUUUGGAUUAACCCAGAACUUAUCUGUAUAUCAGUUCAGAUGCACUGAACACAGACGAAGAAAAGUCAAAGGACAAGAACAGUAGUGACUCAGAAGAUGAAAGGAAGAGAAAGAAGAAGAAGAAGAAGGAAAAGAAGAAGAAGCGGAAGAAGGAGAAAAAGAAGAGGAAGAAGGAGAAGAAGAAGGCUGCCAAAAAGAAGGUCUCCUCCAGUUCCUCUUCCAGCUCUGACUCUGACUCAGACUCUGAGUUGACAUGGAUUGAGAAAAAGAAGGACAGCAAAGGAGAAAUGACAGAAGAGGUUGUUGUAGGUCCAGUGCCAAAGCCUCAAGUAACAUUGUCCAAGAAGGACUAUGGCAAGGCACUCUUACCAGGUGAAGGUGCAGCUAUGGCAGCAUAUGUGGCAGAAGGCAAGCGUAUACCCCGUCGUGGUGAAAUUGGAUUGACCUCAGAUGAGAUAAAGGAGUUUGAGGAAGUGGGUUAUGUCAUGAGUGGAAGCAGGCACCGUCGCAUGGAGGCUGUGCGUCUGCGAAAGGAAAACCAGAUCUACUCAGCAGAUGAGAAGCGGGCCCUGGCCAUGUUCAGCAAGGAGGAGCGUCAGAAGAGAGAGAACAAGAUCCUGACCCAGUUCAGAGACAUAGUACACAACAGGCUCAAUAAGAAGUAAAAGCCUCUUUACUAGGGGGCAUUAUUUCAGCUUGUGUUGGAAAAGAGAGAGAAGGAUUGCUGAGCUGUUCUCAGUUUUUCUGUACAAUUCUAUUAGGAAUUUUUAUAGAGAAGAAGAGAUUUAGGAUUAUUUUUUUGUAUAAAACUUGGAAUUUAUGACUUUGGCCUUUCUUAAAGCCUAGAAUUUACCCUAAAUUUAUAAUGAAUUAGAUUGAACAUUUCUUAGAUGACUACCACUUUCAUUUUACUCUAAAAAUCUAGUUAUAUUCUAUAUAGUAUAAACAGUAAAGCAAGUUAAUGAGAAGGGUUCACUUUGAUGUGUGUAUAUAUUUAGGUUCAAGAGAAUUCAUUUGUGUGUAGGGUUUGAUAUUGGCCUGCUGAUUCUAUUUCGUGUGAAAAGUUGUAUGCAUUCUCAUUUAACAAGUAUCAUUGUAUUUAUUAAUUUCCAUACUUAUGUUCCAGAAACUGUCACUUGUUGAUUUAUCUUAAAGAUGUCUCUGUCUUUUUUAAAUAUUCUUUUAUAAGAAAAUAAAGAAUGCUGAGGCACCUGAUUUCAGCAAAAUGAAUCAUUAA
Penaeus chinensis is the source of this 1237-nucleotide messenger RNA. RefSeq names its product NKAP family protein CG6066-like. The transcript is spliced from 3 exons. Gene Ontology annotation, molecular function: chromatin binding. The record is from RefSeq and is a predicted model, not a curated record. Bases 288 to 665 code for a protein of 125 amino acids. Gene Ontology annotation, biological process: regulation of gene expression. NCBI's taxonomy places the organism in Eukaryota, Metazoa, Arthropoda, Malacostraca, Decapoda, Penaeidae. Gene Ontology annotation, cellular component: nucleus.